GCCAGUGGAAUCAUCCGUGAAGACAUGACCAUUUAAACUUUCAUCUUGAUACGGAGUCUGCGUGAGUGAAUUGUCGUCCGUACAAGUGUUUAUGAAUAAUUCCAGUUCGUGGUGAAAGAGAACCGUUGUGGGUCGAAUGAACCUUGAAGAACUGGCGAAAGUUCAGUUUACCUACGUAAUAGUAAACUUCGCGAGGUAGACAAGAUGAGACCGCUGAGUUGUAUCCUUUUUUUCGCGGUAUCGUCCGUCGUAUUGCUCGGCGACGCCUAUCGAAUUUUGGGCAUAUUUCCAUUCAACGGAAUGAGCCACUUUGUCAUGUUUGAACGGCUUAUGAAAGGGCUUGCUGAACAUGGCCACCAAGUGGAUGUAGUGAGCCAUUUUCCACUCAAGAAACCUUUUCCCAAUUACACCGAUGUCGUAAGCCUCGCGGGCACAAAGCCCAAUUUAGUGAACAAUAUGAAGGUGCAAAUCGGCAAAAGCGACGAAAAACUACCUUCGGCAGCUGUUUUCUUCGCUUCCGUAUUUGGGAUUGAAUUGUGCAAAUUAAUGGAACAUCCAGAAUUUCAAAAACUUAUCAAGAAUCCACCGACGAAUCCUCCAUACGAUUUGUUGAUCACUGAAAUAUUCGGUGCCAACUGUUACUUGGCAAUUGGUCAACACCUCAAGGUUCCCGUAGUGGGUGUAGUAGCAGCGGCUAUGCUACCAUGGGCAAACGAAAUAGUCGCGAAUCCUGACAAUACAGCCUAUAUACCAAACUCAUUUUCCGAUUUCGAUGAGAAGAUGAACUUUUGGCAGCGAACCCAGAACACGCUAUCUAAUAUUUGGUCGAAAUGGCAGUUCAAUCAAAUCAGCGAAGGACAGAACGAGGUUAUAAAAAAGUACAUCGGUCCCCAUGCACCAACUGUCAGAGAGGCGGAGAAGAACGUCUCGUUGAUUCUGGCGAAUUCGCACUACAGCCUCAACGGUGUAAGGCCAUUUACUACGGCUGUUGUCGAAGUUGGGGGAGUUCACAUCGACGAAAAGGAAGCGACGUUUACGAACGAUCUACUGCAGAAGUUCUUAGAUGACAGCAGCGAUGGCAUCGUAUACGUGUCUUUUGGAUCCAUGGUGAAAAUAGAAUCCCUACCGAAGGAAAUUCUCGCCAACAUGUACGCGUCAUUUGCUAAGUUGGCACCCGUUAGAGUGCUAAUGAAAAUUGCAAACCCGGAAGAACUACCACCUGGACUGUCAUCCAACGUUCUCACUCUUUCAUGGAUUCCCCAAUUGGCUGUUCUUCAGCACAAAAAUACGCGGGCAUUCGUGACGCACGGUGGUCUGAUGGGAACGCAGGAGGCGAUUUACUACGGGGUUCCUAUGAUCGGCAUACCUCUUUACGGGGACCAAAUUCAGAACAUCAGAGCCUACGCGAAGAUGGGUAUAGCGGUGCACAUAAAUAACGAGGAAAUAACCGAAGAGAACUUGGACGCUGCCUUUCGCGCGGUGCUUAAUGAUCCGUCUUACGUGAAUGCAGUGAAGAGAAUGUCGGAACGAUUUCGAGACCGGCCGAUGAGUCCAUUGGAUACAGCCAUUUUCUGGGUAGAACACGUGGUCAGACACGGAGGGAGCAACCUCAGGUCACCAGCAAUGGAUUUAACUUGGUGGCAAAUUGAAUUGAUCGAUGUUUACUCGUUUUUACUUUCUUCAAUAAUAUUAGCCCUGUACAUAAUUGUGGCUAUAGUGAAGAAAGUCAAGAGCCUAUUUUAUCCCGGUGAUGCAAAAUGCGAGGUCACAUCUCACGAUAAAAAAGUUACAUUGGUUGAGGAGAAGCAGAGUACAGAGAGUCUCACCAUGCUACCAUUGUCAGUCUUAUCUACACUAUUGGUGGUUUUAUCGAUCGCUUCACCCCGCGAAGCUUACAGAAUCUUAGCCGUAUUCCCAUUCAACGGACUUAGCCACUAUGCGAUGUUGGGUCGACUCACGGAAGAAUUAGCAGCACGUGGUCAUCGAGUUGACGUUGUGAGCCAUUAUCCGUUGAAGAAGCCGCGUCCGAACUAUAAUGAUAUUGUAAGCUUGGCCGGCACUAUACCAUUCUUGAAAAAUAAUAUGACUUACGAAUUCGGCACUAAAGAGCUGGCAGACGAUAAUUUGGUUCACACCCUCGCAACAACUUUUGGUGGUGACUUGUGCGACUUGAUGGACCUUCCAAAAUUCAGAGAGCUCAUUAAAAACCCACCGCAAGAUCCCCCGUACGAUGCUGUUAUCGUUGAAAUAUUCGGGUCAACUUGCUAUCUAGCCUUGGGACAACAUCUGAAGGUUCCGGUUGUGGCCGUCGUUACAUCCCCAAUAUGGCCUUGGGCGAAUGACAUGGUCGGGAAUCCGGACAACCCAGCUUACAUACCCCAUGUUUUUUCGGGACUCAGUGGCCGGUUGAACUUUUGGCAACGACUUCAGAACACCCUGUCCCUUUGGGGGGUAAAGUUAACCUUCGCUCAUUAUACCGCUGAUCAAAACGACAAGAUCAAGAAAUACUUUGGCCCGCGAGCUCCGAGUCUCGACGAGGUCCAGAGGGACGUGUCCUUGAUUUUGGUAAACUCGCAUCACAGUUUCAACGGAAUCAGGCCAUUCACUCCAGCCGUUGUCGAAGUCGGCGGAAUGCACGUUCGAGAGAACGCAACGCCGCUGCAAAAGGACCUGCAGAAGUGGUUAGAUGAUAGCACAGACGGCUUUGUGUUUAUGUCCUUCGGCUCUAUGCUCAAGCUGGAGAGCUUUCCUAGGGAAAAAUUGCUAGUCAUAUACUCUUCGUUAGCGAAGCUUGCUCCGAUUCGGGUUAUAGUUAAGGUGGCAAACGCGACGGAAUUAGCACCCGGCUUACCGAGCAACGUUCUCACUGUUCCAUGGGUUCCUCAAAUGGCUGUUCUACAGCACAAGAAUGUUCGAGCGUUCGUCACCCACGGUGGCCUCAUGGGAACCAUGGAAGCCAUCCAUUGCGGGGUACCCAUGAUUGGGGUAGCUAUGUUCGGCGAUCAGGCUCAGAACAUCGAACUCUGCGUAAAAAAAAAUAUGGCAGUGUCUGUGAGCCGGGAUGAGCUGACCGAAAGUAAUCUAGAUGCCGCUUUCAAUGCUGUACUACGCGAUUCAUCGUACAUGAAAGCAGCCAAGGAAAUGUCUGCCAAAUUUCGAGACCGACCACUGAGUGCUAUUGACACGGCGAUAUUUUGGGUGGAAUACGUAACAAGGAACGGAAGGACGAGUCUCAGGUCACCUGCUGUGGACUUGACGUGGUGGCAAGUCGCGUUGUUGGAUGUUUACGGGGUUCUUCUUCUGGCCGUUAUUCUCGCGUUGUACAUACUCAAAGUUAUUGCGAAGAAGGCAGUGAGAGUGGUUAUCGGAAGUGAUAGGAAAAUGAAGCUAAGGACCAAAAAGAAGGAAUAUAUUGGAAGGCCUGGACGGCUAUACUUUGCGCAAGCUCAGGAGAGAAUACAAGAAUUCGCCAUGAGGAUGUUUGGCUUCAACGUUCUACUGGUAAUCAUUGCGGCUAUAUUACCCGGCGAAGCGUACCGAAUUUUAGGCGUUUUUCCGCUGAAUGGAAAGAGCCACUUUGUUAUGUUCGAUCAAUUGAUGAAAGGACUAGCAAAACGUGGUCACCAAGUGGACGUCGUCAGUCACUUCCCGCUGAAGAAACCUUUGCCGAACUACACCGACGUCGUUGAUCUGUCCGGAACCAUGCCUGCAGUGCUGAACAAUAUGACCUAUGAUUUUGUAAAAUCGGUUCUGACUAACUCCGCAGUGGUUCCUCUGCUCGCAACUCAGUUUGGCGGUGAACUCUGCGAUCUCAUGGAUCAUCCACGUUUUAGAGAGAUUAUAAAAAAUCCUCCGAAAGAUCCUCCUUAUGAUCUUGUAAUCACGGAGAUAUUCGGUUCCUCCUGCUACUUAGCCCUUGGUCAACAUUUCAAUGUCCCCGUCGUGGGUGUCGCCACUUGCGUAUUAAUGCCGUGGACAAACGACAUGGUUGCAAAUCCCGACAAUCCAGCCUACAUACCAAACGUUCUUUCGGACAAUUUUGCUCCGAUGAACUUUUUCCAAAGAGUAAAAAACGCUCUGAGCUUGUGGAAAGCAAAAUGGGAUUUUGACAGCUACAGCGCUUAUCAGGACGAUAAAAUAAAGAAGUAUCUCGGCCCUAAUUCGAUAAGUCUCAGAGAAGCCGAACGAAACGUGUCAUUGAUCCUUGCCAACUCUCACUAUAGUUUGCACGGAGUCAGACCAUACACAACGGCUGUUGUCGAAGUCGGAGGAGUUCACAUUCCGCAAGAAGUAGACGCACCGCCCAAGGAUCUGCAAAAGUGGUUGGACGAUAGCAAAGACGGUUUCGUGUACAUGUCUUUUGGAUCCAUGAUAAAAAUAGAGUCGUUUCCAAAGGAAACCCUCGAUGCCUUGUACAAUUCGUUGAAGAAGUUGGCACCAAUUCGCGUAUUGAUAAAAAUAGCAAAACCGCAAGAAUUACCACCUGGUCUACCGAGCAACGUUCUAACUCUAUCUUGGGUACCUCAAGUACCAGUCCUCAAUCACAAACACGUGCGGGUAUUCGUGACUCACGGAGGUCUUAUGGGAACUCAGGAAGCGAUUCAUUGCGGGGUUCCAAUGAUAGGGAUUCCACUUUUCGGAGAUCAAAUGCAGAACAUCAAGCUUUAUGUGAGGAAGAAGAUAGCAGUGGCUCUGGAUCAUGAUCAACUAACAGAGGAAAAAUUGGACACAGCUUUCAGAACCGUGCUAGGCGAUCCUUCGUACUUACAAGCGGCAAAGAAAUUCUCUAUUGAAUUUCGAGAUCGCCCAAUGAGGGCGUUGGACACGGCUACUUUCUGGAUUGAGUAUGUUAUUAGACACGGUGGAACAAACCUCAAGUCACCAGCGAUGGAGUUAACUUGGUGGCAAAUUUCACUGUUGGAUAUAUGUGGGGCUCUGUUUCUAUCCGUUGCUCUCAGCGCGUACUUGGUUAAAGUUAUAAUUACUACCCUAAUAGCGAUAGUUACUGGGAGUGAUAUAAGCAGUGUCAAGCACUCUAAGAAACAACCUGUAAAGGCUAUUUUAUACCGGCAGAAGAAAAUACGAGGACGUAAAAUGAGGCUGUUUGGUCGCAUAAUUUUAUUCGUUGUUAUGUUAACCAUAUCACACGACGAAGCGUACCGAAUUUUGGGCAUAUUUCCGCUCCGGACGAAGAGUCACUUUUUGAUGUGUGAGCAGCUGAUGAAAGGAUUGGCAAAACGAGGCCAUGUGGUGGACGUUGUUAGUCCGUUUCCAAUGAAGACACCUUUCCCCAACUACAACCAGAUCAUAAAUUUGGAAGGGUCCGUUAUUGGUCUACACAACAAUCUGACCUACGAUUUUGCUUUAUCGAACCUGUUAGACAAGGCCAUUAUUCCCGCCAUUGCCACUACAUACGGUAAUGACUUGUGUGACCUAAUGGCACUUCCGGAGUUCCAGAAGAUCAUCAAAAAUCGGGAGGAUUCUCCUUACGAUUUAGUUAUCGUAGAGCUAUUCGGUGCCAACUGUUAUGCGGCUCUGGGCCAACAUUUCAAAGUUCCCGUUGUCGGAGUCGUUACGAGCGCCGUGUGGCCGUGGGUGAACGACGUCGUGGCAAAUCCUGAUAAUCCAGCCUACAUUCCUCAUACAUUUUCAGGUUUAGACGUUCGAAUGAAUUUUUGGCAACGAUUUCAGAACGCUCUGACGUUGCUGAAGGUAAAAUUUGAAUACUGGUAUUACAGCGAUAAACAAAAUGAACAGAUAAAAAAGUACAUUGGGAACCACGCGCCCAGCCUGGACGAAGCCAUGAGGAAUGUGUCCUUACUUCUAGUCAAUUCGCACUACAGCCUUAAUGGAGUCAGGCCGAUUACUAUGGCCGUAGUUGAAGUCGGAGGACUUCACAUUGCAGAUAUCCCAGACCCGUUGCCGAAUGAUGUACAACAGUGGCUGGACGACAGCAAAGAUGGUUUCGUCUAUAUCUCGUUUGGAUCCAUGGUGAAAAUAGAGUCAUAUCCUACAAAAUCGUUGAACGCCCUUUACGCAUCCUUGGCAAAGUUGGCACCGGUACGCGUCCUAAUGAGAAUAUCAAAACCAAACGAAUUGCCGCCUGGGCUACCAAGCAACGUUAUGACUCGUCCGUGGAUUUCGCAAUUUGCUGUACUUCGGCACAAAAACAUAAAGGUGUUCGUAACUCACGGCGGUCUUAUGGGAACUCAAGAAGCAAUCUAUUGCGGGGUUCCAAUGAUCGGCGUACCUCUGUUUGGAGAUCAAAUGCAGAACAUCGAGUUUUACGCAGAGAAAAAAAUCGCAGUGAGUCUGGAUCAUAAAAAUCUCACAGAGGAAAACUUGGACGCUGCCUUUAGUACUGUGCUGAAUGACCCAACAUAUUUGAAAACAGCAAAGAGAUUAUCUGAAGAAUUCCGAGACCGCCCAAUGACCGCGAUGGAAACAGCCACUUUCUGGGUUGAGUAUGUGGUCAGAUACGGUGGGACAAAUCUUAAAUCUCCUGCUAUGGAAUUAACUUGGUGGCAGACUGAGCUAUUCGACGUCUACGGAGCUUUGCUCUUGGCUGCCAGCCUCGCUGUACAUUUGUUAAUAGUCGUAAUUAGUAAACUUUCAGCAAUUGUUCUAAGAACCGAGAAGAGAAGCGUGCCCCCUUCUAAAAAAACGAAGCAUGUGAGUUGUAUUCAUGUGUACUUGUCGAAGACUUCAGUUCGAUUUCAACAAUCAACGGAUAACGGUAUAGUUGAGCCCAAAGAAAGAAUGAAGCCGACACAUCUGCUGCUGAUUUUGUUCUGCGCAAUCUGCCUCGCACGAAAUGUCGAGGGAGCUAGAAUAUUGGGAGUGUUUCCCUUGCCAGGAAAGAGUCAUUUCGCAAUGUUCAAAGAAGUGAUGAAAAGCCUUGCCAAGGCGGGGCACCAGGUUGAUAUGGUUAGUCACUUUCCGCAGAGGAAUGUACCUCCAAAUUACAACGAUAUGAUCAGUUUAGCAGGCAUAGGUAUUACAGUGGUCAAUAACAUGUCAUAUGAAUUGGUGAAAACCUUCGCUGGUGCGGAAUUGCAAGAUCUAGUUCAAUUGACUGGAAACGACAUUUGCGAAGCACUUGGACAUUCCGAGGUGCAAAAUUUGAUAAAAAAUCCGCCAACUGAUCCACCGUACGAUUUAGUCAUUACAGAGUUGUUCUAUGCUAGCUGCUACUUUGCCUUCGGAAGGCAUCUGAAAGUUCCGGUAAUUGGUCUAUCUUCUUCAACGAUAGUGCCUCAAGCCAACGCACCACUUGGCAAUCCCUUGAACACAGCCAUCGUAUCCGAGAUCUCGGACCGCCCGGCUUCGCACAUGAACUUCAGGCAGCGACUCACAAACACGUUAACCACUGUGUACAUGAAUUUACAAUCUAGAUAUUACAUGAAAGCACAGAACGACAUGGUCAAGAAGUACUUCGGGCCAGACAUGCCUGACGUUGAAGAGCUUGAAAGGGACAUGUCCCUACUUCUGGUCAACACCCACCCUAUUUUUCACGGUAUCAGACCGUUGACCCCGGCUGUUGUAGAGGUCUCAGGUCUGCACAUCCAUGAUGAUAACUCAACAAUACCUGCGUAUUUAAGGAAAUGGUUGAGCGACAGCAGCGACGGUUUCAUCUACUUCUCGUUUGGCUCGCUGGUGAUGUUUGAAUCAUUUCCGAGUGCGGAUCUGGCUGAGAUAUACGCGGCAUUUGCCAAGGUUGCACCACUUCGUAUUCUGUUGAAAGUGUCGGAUCCGAAAAAACUACCACGUGGAUGGCCCAACAACGUGUUGCCUUUGCAUUGGGUUCCACAAGUACAAGUUUUGAAGCACAAAAAUAUUCGGGCCUUUGUAACGCACGGCGGUUUGAUGGGACUUCAAGAGGCAGUGGCUUACGCUGUACCAUUGAUCGGCAUUCCUCUAUUCGGCGAUCAAAUGGGUAACAUAAAUAUUUGCGUGGAGAGAGGAAUCGCCGUACGUUUGAAUUACACGGAUUUGAAGGCAGAUAAGAUUGUUGCAGCCAUAAAGACUGUUACCCAGGACCCUAAGUAUAAAAAGAACAUGGUUGCAGUAUCGAAGCAAUUCCUGGACCGACCGAGGUCUCCUCACGAUAUGGCGGUUUUUUGGAUCGAGUAUAUCCUGAAACAUGGGGCAGAUUCUUUGCGAUCGCCAGCCACUAAGUUAACGUGGUGGCAAGUAGAGUUACUGGACGUAUACGGCACCGUACUUGCUUCACUCCUGCUCAUUCUGUACAUCGUAAAGUUUAUUUUUUCAACGAUUCUUGGUCACGUUUUUCGAACAAGUGCAUCCUUACCUCUAUCGAAGAAAACGAAUUGAAGCUAAAAUAUAUCCGGAACUUUUGUCACAAUGGUUGUGACAUUGGUGUACGAACUUCACUCGUUGCAGAUUAUGUCGAAUAGGCAGCUUAUGUGUUCCUUAACUAAUGAUGAUGGAGUACCUUGUGAAAUUCAAUAUCACUGCACCCGCUUCAUUAAAUACAAUCGCACAGAUAAUAAGUCGACAGAGACAGCAGCGAUUGUUAUACAGCUGCAGGAGACUUUACCCGUUAUCAGAUUCAGCAGUUUCCCUGUACCUUAUACAUAAUAAUAUUAUAUUACAUAACAACGUGAUAUUAAGCGGAUGGCGGUGAAAUGAAACAGAUGCAGGAAACUGAGAUACACAUUUCUGUACGAACCGGUUAUAAGUAAAAUAAUGACUAUAUGCAUUUGAUACUCUAAUUUAGCAUCGCAAGUGAUUAGCAUACGUGAUAUACUGAUAUUUCGGAAUGAAAUGUAUAUCACUGUUUUUCUACGUAUAGAAGUACAAGAGAACCUCUUGGUUCAUUGUUAGUUAUUAUUUAUUUUAGAACUCAUUAUUAUUUGUCCUCAUUUAUUUUCUGACGUAUGUUUGUUCGUCGAAAAAUUUAUAGAUACAGAGAUAUGUAAUCGCCCGAAACCACGUAUCUGUACACAAUAUUAUCUAAUUAGCUUAUCGCCGUACGUAUAAAAACGUAGAUGCUGAAAUGACCGUGUCACAAGUCAACUAAAAAUUAAAGAAGGUGCGCUAGGCCGGUGUCGUUUUGA
This is a messenger RNA of Neodiprion fabricii, 9080 nucleotides long. RefSeq lists its product as uncharacterized. The transcript has 25 exons. Bases 205 to 8334 code for a protein of 2709 amino acids. Gene Ontology annotation, molecular function: UDP-glycosyltransferase activity. Lineage: Eukaryota; Metazoa; Arthropoda; Insecta; Hymenoptera; Diprionidae. The record is from RefSeq and is a predicted model, not a curated record.